Messenger RNA from Salmo salar (Atlantic salmon), 11079 nucleotides. NCBI's taxonomy places the organism in Eukaryota, Metazoa, Chordata, Actinopteri, Salmoniformes, Salmonidae. The record is from RefSeq and is a predicted model, not a curated record.
CACCACCCUCACCCGCAUCCGGGGGGGGGUUCCACUGCCUUCAGCUCCACCCCAGCCAUCCCCAUCACCCCCACACACACCACCACCCGGACUUCUUCUGCCCGCCUCCACCUGCCCCUCUAACCAACCCCUCGCCGCACGAGAGGGGAGGGGGGCGAGACCCCAAAGUGACAGGGCCCACGUUCAUACCAUCUGUAGGGGGAGGACACCUGGGAGACAAGUCCAGCGGGCAACCCUUCCAGAUGGGCACCCCAACCGACUGCCAGGGGUUGGUGGGUGGGGGUGGCAGUGCCAAGGACAAGGCUAUGGAGAAGAGUGGGGGAAGGGCCACCCCCAGUAACUGGCACAGGAAACAGCAGCAGCAGCACCCGUACAGAAAGGCUGAGAAGGCCCCGGACUGGAUGCAGCAGCAGAGUCACCACCACCACCCCCAACAACCCCAGCCCCAACAAACCCAGCAGCCCCAACAACCCCAGCCCCAACAACCCCUUCCCCAGCAGCCCCAGCCCCAGCAGCACCAAGCCGUCCGUUCCCGCAGCGUCGAAUGCAUCAAUAGCGUGGGAGUGGACACCACCGAUGUGUUCCGGCCCUCUCUUCCCCAGGGAGCCAAGGCCGGACACUCCCUCCCCCACUCAGUCAACACCUCCCCCUACAGAGACUGCUCCCUCCCGGGCCCCCUGCCCAACGCCUCACCCCUGGGGGGUCGGGGAGGUGCAGGCGGUGGUGCUGGAGGUGGGAGUUGUUCCUUACAGAGAGAUGGUCAGAAGGUGGCCCGUAUUCGCCACCAGCAGCACGGCGGGCCAGGCCCGGACGUCCCAGCACCAGAGCUGAACCAGAGCAAGAACCAGAACCAGGAACUGAACAGGAAGCUGGAGAUGGAGAUGACCCCGUACGGCUACAGCAACAGUGGGCAGGGACAGCAGCAUCACCCCCAGCAGCCCCCGGUUCCUCCCUGGGCCAUGAGGCCUCACCACGUCCACCCUGCAGAGGAGGAGCAGCAGCGGAAGGCCUACAUGGAGUCUCUCAGUGGUGGCAGGCAACAGCCCCAGCAACAACCAGGGCAAGGUAUGGGCCUCCCUCCUCAUCCUUCUCCCCAGCCCCAGCCCCAGCCCCCUCCACCCCCAGCCCCCUCUCAGCAGCAUCAAGACCCCCAGGUCGCCUCACAGGCCCAGGAGGAGAGCAGUGCCAUGAAGAGCCUGCUGAAGUACAGCACCCAGCAGCCCCUGCUCCUCUCCCAGAAGAGUCCCUUCGGAGGCCUGGGGAGCCUCAAAUCCGGUGGCCCUGGUGGUCCUGGAGGUGGUGCCCCCGGGGUUAGCUGCACCCUCCAAGGCAGCAAACAACAACAGGCCCUGCCCACCAGGAAGGGCCCGGCCAAUGACGGCGAGCGCUCUGACUGUGGGGGGCGUGGCCGGGAGGUGGGCGAGGCGGUGGGUCACGGUGAGGGAGAGGUGCGCCAACCGCCUGUGGGCAUCGCAGUUGCCGUGGCGAGGCAGAGGGAACCGUCCUGUCGCCCGGUGGACGCACACCCCAAUAGCCGGCAGGGGCGGGUGCACCCCUCCAUGAAAGGACCUCCUCGCUCCAUGUACCCCUCAGACCCUGCAGGAGAGGAGGAGAGGAAGAGGAUGAGUGGAGAGCGGAUGGGUCUGACCUGCCUGGACCGAGACAGAGAGGCCUACAUCAGGGAUAAUAAGGAUCCAGUGGAAUUCACAAGGAUCCAUCCGUCCAACAGCUGUCACGGUGACAUCACCUCUCACCUCAUGGUGCCGGGUGGGACUUCCCUACAAUCUGGCCAAUUAGGAGACCCCUCUGCACAUGCACACGCCCACUCGGCCCACCACCAUUGGAUGCCAAGCACUGGAAGUCCCUCCAUCUGGAUGACAAGCCACUCCUACGGAAUCGGCCACUCAGCCCUUCACCAGAACCUCACCCCAGGUUUUUCUGCAGCCAUGCCAGGGUCUCUACAGCCUGUGCUGCCUCUGCCCCAGGACCCGUCUACCCAGCUGGUGGUGCUACCCACAGAGCCUGCUGCCCACCCUGCCACACAUCACCUGGAUGUGAUGGAGCAGCCUGGGCUGUGGCCCUCAGUGUACGGAGCCCGAGGGCCCUCCUCCCACAUACACCCACAACACCCUGCUGUGUACUCCCGCUCGCAGUUUCUACGGCAACAGGAGCUGUACGCUCUCCAGCAGCAUCAACAGCAUCAUCAUCUGCAGCAGCAGCAUCAACACCAACAGCAACAGAAUCACCAGUCACACCCCCUGUCACACCCCCAGCCACAACCCCAACCCCACCCACAACCCCAGCCUCAGCAGAACCACAGGGCAGCACAGACCAUGGAGCUCCAACAUAGACCCAACCACGUCCAGGUGCAGAAGAGACCAGAGGAGCCUUCAGUGGAGCUGGAGGAGCUGCUCUCUGAGCCAGCAGGUUCUAAACCUUCCAAACCCUACUCCUCCUACCACAACCGCUCCUCCAACAGAAACACCCCCACCCCAGGGGCCUGCACUGCUCACCUGUCCCCCUGCUGCCAGUCCCAGUCCCCCUCCCUGCACCCCCACCCUAAGAGCACCCCAUCCACCCCCUGCCCCGCCCCUAGCCCGGCAGCCGCCGCCCCUCGGUCUCCGGCCAUCAGUCCCGUCCCCCCACAGCUGCCUAAAGGGGCGGACUCCCAGGACAAGAGAGGAGAGGGACAGCCCCCGCAGGAUUACCCACAAUCCCUGGAGCCUGACUUGCCUCCUGGAUACACCUACCCUGCCAUCGCCAUGGGUUACAGGAGCGGCACAUCCCCCCACGAUGUCCGAUUGGCCGAGCCAGCCGACCUGGAGGCGGUCCAGGCGGAGCCUGCUGAGAAUGCUCCCCAGCCUCUCUCCAGCCUGGGGGCGGAGCUAGAGUGUCAAGCCGUGGUGAGGCCCCUCCCACACCAGGAAGUGGAGGAGGAAGAGGAGGUGCAGAGAGAGGAGGUGGAAGCCGGAGUAGCAGCAGGCAGCUGUGGACCUCCAGAUCAGGAGCAUAGGGAGGAGCAGGAGGAGGAGGUGUCACUGUGUCCUGCUGCGGAGAGCCGUGUGUGUGAAACCGCCUCCUGUCCCAUCCCCAUCCCCCUCUUUGAGGAGGAGAACCACAGAGCUGACCCCACCUCCACCCUGGAGGAGCAGGAGGAGGAAAAGUGCAAGGUGGAGAGAAGACAGCAGCAGGAGGUGGCAGGAGAACAGGAGGAGCCAAAGCAGGGCUCCAUCAUCAUCGACUUGGACCCUCCCUGCCCUGCCCAGCCCCACCAGGAGAUACAUACUGAGGAGGAAGAGGAGGGAGGAGAGGAGGAGCAGGAAGAGGAGAGUACUCCUAAUGAUGACAACCACUCAGUAGAGUUGGUGUGCCUCUCCCCCGACUCUCCCUCUCCCUCUCCAUGCCCCAGCCAGUCUAUCAUCACCCUCUCCCCCUCCUCUCCCUCUCCGUGCCCCAGCCAGUCUAUCAUCACCCUCUCCCCCUCCCUGAAACCCAUUGUGCCUAGUUACUGGAGCCUAGAGCUGCUGAUCGCUGCAGCCUUCUGCGCUGACGUCCCUCCGUUUCCCAUGCUGGCCUCCAGCACCCUCCAGCCCCAGGCCUGUGACACCCAUCCCUGCCCCAGCCACCCCCACCACGGCAUGGAGCUGCUCAGCGAGCUGGCCGACCUGGAGCUCCAACAGCACCGACACAACACAGGAGACAGCCAAGGAGAGGAGAUGUUGAUCUUUGACCUCCAGAGUCUUGCCACCCUGGCAGCAGCCCGUGCCUUGGAGCUGGGUGCCCAGGAGGGUAGCGGGGAGGGCGCCGGGCGGCACUACCCAGCCCGCAAGACCCUCAACCUGCGCAGGAAAUGCAGCUGGACACCUCGCCACGAACCGGCAUGCCCGGCCAAGGGCACCAUGGAGAGGAUGGAGGGUCCGGAGCUGGCCAUGCGGGUGAAGCUGGCAGAGCUCCAGAGGCGCUACAAAGAGAAACAGAGGGAGUUAGCCAAGCUACAGAGGAAGCAUGACCACCAGAAGGAGGAAACACCUCGCAGCCCUGCUCGUAGAGGACCGGGGCGGCCCAGGAAACGUAAAUCAACCCCCGCCGCUGGCCCAGGCUCCUCCUCUGAGACCCAGAGAAAAGUCAAGUCGUUAGGGGCGGGACUUGGCCUGUCGCCCGAGGACCUGCUGGGAGGAGGGGGCGGGGAUGCCCAGAGGAAGAAGAAGAAGCUGUCCAAUCGGGGCUUUGAGCGGCUCGGCGCGACAGAGAUUAAAGUUCAUGGCAGCAGCAGAAAGAAUGUCCUCCACGGUGUCCUCAGCUCUAAGCUGGCCCGUGACGUGACCCAUCAGCAGCUCAGACAGCACAAGGCCCAGGGCGGGAAGACGACUGGGAUGGGGGCGGGACCACGGGAUAAGGAGGAGGCGGCCUCUGUGGCUAGUUCCGCCCCCAAGCACCAUGGACAUCGAGGCCAGGCCACCUCCAAGAAUGAGUCCAGACGAGUCAUCAACGAGUCCGGCGUUCAGAGUGACACAGCAGCCAGUGCAGACAGCGGCGGCCAGGAGGGCUGGACGGGGACCCCGCUGAUGAUGCGUGGGGGCAGGAGGAAAGGGAUGGGGGGAGCUCUCGGGGUCCAGGGGUCCACACGGCUGCAGCAGCCCAGGGCCAGGGUCCUCCGAGCCAGGAGUCAGGAAGCCAUGGAGGGGGGAGAGACCUCCCCUACAGAGAGUGAAUCCUCCAACCAGGAAGAGGAGGAAGAGGAAGGAAGUUAUGACAGUGACGAAGGACAAGACAUCAAAGCACAACCCUCCCGAGACGUCUCAUCACGCUCCGCCAUGACUGGUCCAUCCCCCUCGUCUGUCGUCAAGCUGGAGGCCAAUCAGAAAGCCCGGAACAAAAAAGAGAGGCAGGAGCUUUACGGUUCCCAGAGUCUGUCCGGGGCAGAGGGAGAGGUGAAGGUGAGGAAGAGGGCCCCCUGUAGGCUUGGCAUGGUCACUGCAGCCAAGAAGCACCCAGAGUACCAGGACCCGUCAGAGGGGGUGAGGAGGGCCGGCGGACCCAGGCCCCAGGAGCCUCGCCGGGAGAGCCUAGGGACCAGGGGCAGCCUCUACCGGAGGACCAUGGGGCCGGUCACCUUCCCCACCACCAGUGAGAGGCUGAAGAGGGCCACACGCAAGAACAACAUGCUGAGGGGACCCAUUAACAAGAGGAGAAGUUGCUGGUCAGGCGGUGUCCAGUCACCUCAGAGUGAUGACAACACUUGCAGGGGGAGGAGGAUCAGAAACAAACAGCCCAAGGGCCGUGCAGUGAGCCGUCUACUAGAGAGCAUGGCGGCGGACGAGGGCUUUCAGAUGGACGAGGAUGAUAGCAGCUUCUCCGAGGGGGAUGAGGACAGUAACCCGUCAUACCCUCACAACCCCAGGAGUCCACUAGCAGCCCCCAGCUGUGUCCUGACCAAACAGCUGCUGACAGAUGGACUCAGGGUGCUGAUCUCCAAGGAGGAUGAACUUCUGUACGCAGCCCGGGUCCACACACUGGAGCUGCCUGACAUCUACAGCAUUGUUAUUGAUGGGGAGAGAGGAAACCGCCCCAGAAUCUACUCACUGGAGCAACUGCUGCAGGAAGCGGUCCUGGAUGUGCGUCCAGAGACAGAGUCGGUGCUCGCUGAGGGGACGAGGGUGUGUGCCUACUGGAGCGAACGCUCUCGCUGCCUAUACCCAGGCAACAUACGCCAAGGUGGUUCAGGGGAGGAGGGGAAGCAGGGAGGUGUAAUGGUGGAGUUUGAUGAUGGAGACAGGGGGAGGAUCUCCCUCCUAAACAUCCGCCUUCUCCCCCCGGGCUACCAGAUCCACUGUGCGGAGUCGUCCCCUGCCCACCUGGUGACUAGCGGCCGGGCGGCUCGGAGGAGCUUCAGUCUGGAAAAAGCCCCCCUGAGUGAGAGAGUCUCGGAGAGACAGGCCAGCACAGAGCCUGUCAGGAGACGACCAGGGAGACCCAAAGGUUCAGGGAAGAAGAAGAACCUGUCAGACAGCACCAAUAAGAACGCAGCCCCUCUGCUCAGCUGGCCGGCUGUGGCCGUCCCCAGGAAGAGGGCCUGUGAAAAUCUGUUCCAGCUCAACGGGACUCCCAGGAAGGCCCUGAGGGGGACGAGGGAGGCCCACCUGUUCCCCCUGCCCCCGGCCCCUGUCUCUGCCCCGACCAAGGGCCUGUUCAGCAGCAGCUCCUUCGAGGUUGACUCCUUCAGCAGCAUCGCAAAGGGCUACUCCUCCUUCUGUAGCACCCAGCCCACCGGCAUGUCCCUGGGUUCCAGGACCGGGCCCUAUGUCCAGAGACGGAGGCCCGGCGAGGUGCCGCGGAGCAGCAGGAAGAGCGGUCAGGAGUUCCUGGUCAAACUGGAUCACGAGGGGGUGACUUCACCCAAGACGAAGAACAGCAAGGCCCUACUGCUGCUGGGCGGUGGCUCUGGGUUCGGGGCCAAAGGCGUGGGUGGCCUCCCCAGGCCUGAGGCCUACUCCCACCCAGUCCUGCUGGUCAAGGACAACAGGAAGGGAGGUUCAGCCUCGAGGGCUGAGCUCCUCCUUAAGGGUGCCCCUCCUCCACAGAGGAAGGCUUCUCCCUCCCUGGCUAUGGGGGAGUAUGGUGUCGGCGAGCUGGGUCUCAGCUGCCAUCGUGACUGCCACAGCUCCUACUCGGACCUGGAAGACGAAGAGGAGGAGAGGAGGAGGAGAAGGGCGGCUGCGCUGGCCACAGCAGCCUCUGGAGGCCUGAGGACGGUGGGAAGCUUCCUCUCGCGCCUCUCUGUCUCGUCCUCUUCCUCUGGUUCCUCAAGUUCGUCCAGCUCGGGCUCCAUGUCCAGUUCCAGCCUGUGCUCCUCGGAUAACGACUCGUCCUACAGCUCGGAGGAUGAGGAGAGCUCCACGCUGCUGCUACAGAGCUGCCUGUCCUCCCACCAUGGCCUGCUGCAGUCCCCCGAGCCCCCGGCUGCAGCCGGACCCCACCAGGGCCAACAGUCCUUCGUGGCCAAGGCCAUGGCCGUAUCCAACACCAAGGGAGGAGGAGCCACCAACGACCACAGUGCCAACAACAAGCUUCUCAAAAGGAAGGAGUGCGGCAGCUCGUCCCCCUCCAAACCCCCCAGAGACCUGGUGAAGAGGCAGAGGAUUAUCCCCGAUGAUGCAGGACCAAGACCCAAGAUGAACACGUUCCUACCGGGAAGACAGAUGUGGAGGUGGUCGGGGAACCCCACUCAGAGGCGGGGGCUGAAGGGGAAGUCCAAGAAGCUGUUCUACAAGGCCAUCGUACGGGGAAGGGACAUGGUGCGAGUGGGCGACUGUGCCAUGUUCCUCUCUGCCGGCCGGCCCCACCUACCCUACGUGGGCCGCAUCGAGAACUUCUGGGAGUCGUGGAGCUCCAGCAUGGUGGUGAAGGUCAAGUGGUUCUACCACCCAGAGGAGACCAAGUUGGGCAAGAGGCACCGUGACAGCAAGCACGCUCUGUAUCAGUCGUGCCACGAGGACGAGAAUGACGUCCAGACAAUCUCCCACAAGUGCCAGGUGGUGAGCCGCGAGGAGUAUGAGCACAUGACCCGCGGCCAGAAACCCAGCAGCAGCGUGACCACCCAAGGCCUGUACUAUCUGGCUGGCACCUACGACCCCACCAGCGGUCAACUGCUCACUGCUGAGGGGGUAGCCAUCGUCUGCUGAGUUGAGGACAUCUUGUCCUGAGGAUACUACUGAACCACCCAUCUGAUGGGUCUGAUGGGAAAUGAAGGUGAAGGUCCCCGCAGCUUUGCCUGAAGGUGCCCAUGGCCUGACUCAGUCCGUAGGAGGGUUCCCAGAUGGGUCAGUCCUGAAGGAAGUGAAGGUCAAGGUGCCUGUGGCUUUCCCUGAAGGACCCCUGGCCUUAGUCAGUGCUGACUAGUGGUGGACAUCAGGGCCAAGGCAGGGCUGUCCCCUGUCUACACUGGAUAUCUCAACACACAUGGCUGCUAGACUGGGGUCUAGUUAAAAGAAGGGGAGGGGGUAGCCAUUCACAGCAGUGAACCCCAUUCUGCUCCCACCCUCACUGGGUAACUGGAGAAAAAGAUCUGGGUCCUGAACAACCAGGAUCCAGGAGGUCAAUGACACCCGACUGACUUUCCAUUGGUCCAACUUAACAUCUCUUUAGUUUAGACUGAGGAUGGCAUGUUUGAGGGACGGUUUCACGCCUGAUCUUUACACCACUCACCCAUCAUAGGUCACCAAAUUAGAGCUGAAUGUAGGAUUGGACAGCUCAAAGCACCAUUAGGACCAGGCCAGGCCUGUGGUUGCCUCAUUUCAGCUGAGUGCGUAAGUGAGUGAGUGAGGUAUGGGAUGUACUCUCCAUAGUUUGUCUUCGUGAUUCCAGGGAUGUUAAAAUAUGUAUAAGAUAUCGAUGAUAAAGAUGUAAAUAUUUGGAAUAAUUUUUCCAGUCAAGCCAUACACUUCAGUACCUCUUGUCUCUCUUAUGGAUCAGGUGUAUACUGUACAGGUCAAUUAUCUGUUGUUUUUGUUGUUGUUGUUGUCUAUAUGUAUAUAACAACUAUUUUAUAUAGAAGUAUAUAUGAAAGGUAUCUUUCCAUGUUUUUUUAUUGAUUUAUUUUUCUAUGAGGUGUGAAUAUGGCUCUUUGUGUUUUUCUUUGGGACGAUGAGCUGAAGAUGUAAAGGUGUUGCACUACACAUGACCUGCUGAGAGAGAGAGAGACAGACAGACAGACAGACAGACAGACAGACAGACAGACAGACAGACAGACAGACAGACAGACAGACAGACAGACAGACAGACAGACAGCACAGAAAUUAGAGAAGGAUAUGACGGGAGAGGUCUCACUCUCUCAGAGAGAGGAGCCAUCCUGUUGAAGUGUAAAUGUGUCCUUAAAUGUGUUACUUUCCACAUGUGUUAUUUUGUUUUAUAACCAUCUUUAUUUAUGUACUUUUCAGUUGUUCCUCGCUACUUAGCAGAUCCACGUGGACUGCAUUCACGGGUUACAAAAGAAUACUAUUAACAAGUGAGAAAUACAGAUAUUUACAUAUAUUUAUUUUUAUUGGUAUUGAAAUACAUUCUAAUAUUGCCCUGGCAUCACUUUAACUAUGCCAUUGUGGCAUGCUCUCCACAUUAUUCAAUUCAAAAUGAGUUGGUCUGCAUAUGCAGGUGUAUAGAAGCGCUAUACUUCAAGUACACAUUUGGACCUGUAAAAACCAAAGCUUCUACUCUGUAAGAUCUUCAUGAAGUACUAUUGAAGUAGUACUUACUGAAGAACAUCAAGCAGCUGUGUUAUUCAGAGAUCACUGGGAACUUAAUAAUCAAACUGUUUCUCCCUCUGAGAAUACAAGACAUCCCCCUAUGUGCAUAUAUGGCUUUGCUUUGUGACAAUGGGUUUUCUUGCACACGUACCUGUAGCUCUGUGAGGUCCAAAGUCCCUGUGGCCAAAAUGCAUCAGUGACCUGAAACAGGUGGCUGAUAAGGUCAUACCAAGGUCAAGGUACUGUCAACAUCAAAAAAAGGUUUGAGUAUUGACAAUUUGUUGGAGAUUCAUCAGUUGGGUUUAUUGAUUAAUUAAUAGACAUGCCUCUUAAUUAGGAACACACAUGCACUCAAUGUUAACGGUGAAGGACAAUCAAAAUAUUGCUUUUAAAUGUUUUAUUUUAUUUUGUGCCAAAUACAUUUUGUCUCAGUCUCUGUCGUUUUGAUAUGCAAUCCUGACUGUAUUUUUACGUUCUUACAGUUUUUUAUUUGCUCGUCAUCAACCUUUAUUUAUUGUCAAUGUUGCCGUUUGCUCGUCAAGCCAAGAGCUCUCUAUGACAACGUGAUGUUGUUUCUCCAUGUGAUGUCACAUUUGGAUUAGUUUGGUCUUUGAAGAGGCCGCGCAGUAAAAAGGAAUACAGGAACACUGGAUUAUUCUCACCCAUAAACCUCUCUGAAUAACUUGAUGUUUGGACUGGACCCUCCUGCUCUCUGUCUGUGGUGGCGCGACUGACUGACUAACUGACUACAUCGCAGACGUUUCAUUGCAUCAACCAAUAGUUAUGCGCCAUGUCAUCGACUGCACAGUCCGACAUCAUAGUGCUAUAUCAUAUGGUGUGGUUAGCAGAUAUGUUAAACAUAUACACGAGUGUUGAGAUCUGGCAGGCGUCUGCAAUUUAGUCAGGCAGGAAGGCCACCUAUGACUCUGCACCCCGGGUUAGAUCCCGGGCUGUAUCACAACCGGCCGUGAUCGGGAGUCCCAUAGGGCGGCGCACAAUUGACCCAGCGUCGGGUUAGGGGAGGGUUUGGCCGGGGUAGGCCGUCAUUGUAAAUAAGAAUUGGUUCUUAACUGACUUGCCUGGUUAAAUAAAGGUUAACAAAAGAAGGGAAAAAAGCUCCAUCUCAGGGUCCCUCAGUGUCUGUGACUCUAACUUCCUGAAAGAUUGAACUCCCAUUUGUUUCAAGCAACAUUUUUUAACGCUCUAAGGCCGAGAUGUGUGUGUUUGUGUGGCCGGGAUGUUUGUGUGUGUGUGUGUGUGUGUUUGUAUGUGCAUGCGUAUGUAUGUUUGUGUGUGCUUGCGUGCAAGAUACUGCAUGCCUGUUAAGAGGCCACUGGAUAUGAUGAAAUUAGAAUGUAGUUUUGGAACUCCCAUGUCUUCACUUGUAUAGCGAGAAAGACAGCCUUAGCAUUUUGUUUGGAGGCCAGGUGCUAUACUAAGAUGGCUCAGAGACGUUGCAUUGAAGUUCAGUGAUUGGGCAGAAUAUUGCAAAGGCUCAUGGGCCAAAGAAAAUCAGGAUGCAGGAGCAUCUUUCCUUUCAACUCACUUUUAGUUAUAAGGGAACAGAAAUAUAAGGUGUGAAAGGUAUGCAGUGUCUCAUAGAGUUGUUACGGUAAAUAUUAACAUCAUUUUGACAUAUGUUUAUUAUGAUUAUUAUUUUAAUAUUGUUAAAUUGAAUUAUCUCCUGCUAUCAAUGUUAUAAAGACAUGUAGAUGUGUAUAGCAAGUUUGGGGGUGAAUGUUUUACAAAAAAAUACUUUAAUAAUAUAAAUCUGUAAAAACUGUUUUAGUAUCAAGAUUUUUUUAUCUGGGUUAUGAAUAAAUAUCACAACUUAAAAUGA